GCUCUCCCCCCUCCCCGGCGUGCGCGGCCCCGUACCCUCCGCCGCACCGCUCUCUCCCGUCCCCUCCUAAUCCAAUCCCAAUCCCAAUCCCCAUCCCCCGAUCGAAUCCCCCCGGAUCGCAAUUCCGGCGGAGUCGGAGGCGGCGCGAUGAGCGUGGUGGGCUUCGACGUCGGCAACGACACCCUGGUCGCCGCGGCGGCGCGGCAGCGCGGCAUCGACGUGCUCCUCAACGCCGAGUCCAACCGCGAGUCCCCCGCCGCCGUCGCCUUCUCCCACAACGCCCGCCUCCUCGGCCCCCACGCCGCCGGCGCCGCCUCGUCGCACGCCCCCUUCUCCAGCAUCAAGCGCCUCCUCCUCCUCGCGGGCCGCCCCACGCUGCUCCCCCGCCGCGGCGGCGACCUCUCGCGCCUCCCCUUCCCCGUCGAGGCCUCCUCCGCGGAUGGAGGCGGCGGCGUCCUCGUCCACGUCGACCACAUCGGCCGCCGCAUCGCGCUCUCCCCGACCCAGCUCCUCGCCAUGCUGCUCGGGUACCUCAGGCAGCUCGCGGAGGCCGACCUCGAGGCGCCCGUAUCCGACUGCGUCAUCUCCGUCCCUUGCUACUUCACGCAGGCGCAGCGCCAGGCCUACCUCGACGCCGCCGCCGUCGCGGGCCUCCGCCCUCUCAGGCUCAUGCACGACCUCGCCGCCACCGCCCUCGGCUACGGCCUCUACCGCUCCGACCUCGGCGGCCCCGGUGGUCCCACGUACGUCGCGUUCGUCGACGUCGGUCACUGCGAUACGCAGGUGGCCGUCGUCGCGUUCGAUGUCUCCGGGAUGAAGGUGCUGUCGCACAGAUUCGAUGCGGACCUAGGGGGAAGGGACUUUGAUGAGGUGCUAUUCGAGCAUUUUGCGGAGGAAUUCAGGGACAAGUAUAAGAUAGAUGUCACUGGGAAUGUCAAGGCAAGCAUGAGGUUGAGGGCGGCAUGUGAGAAGGCGAAGAAAGUGCUAAGCGCGAAUGCGGAAGCAGUGGUCAAUAUCGAGUGCCUGAUGGAGGAGAAGGAUGUGAGGGGGAUGAUCCGGAGGGAGGAGUUUGAGAAACUGUGUGCUGGGCUGCUGGAGAGGGUUGUCGAGCCAUGCAAGAAGGCUAUGGAGGGUUCAAGGAUCGGAUUUGACAGGCUGCAUUCUGUGGAGCUCGUUGGGUCAGGGUCAAGGGUACCUGCUAUUGCUAGAAUUCUUGCAGGGUUCUUCAGAAGGGAGCCUAGUCGCACGCUCAAUGCCAGUGAAUGUGUGGCUCGGGGGUGUGCACUGCAGUGCGCAAUGCUUAGUCCCACAUUCCGCGUUCGAGAAUAUGAGGUCCAAGAUGCAAUUCCUUCUUCGAUAGGAUUUUGCACGAGUGAAGGCCCAAUUUCAACAUUACCAAGUAACGCGCUAUUCCAGAGAGGUCAUCCCCUUCCCAGUGUGAAGGUCGUUACUCUGCAUAAGAACAGCAAAUUUAAACUGGAUGCAUUUUAUGUGGAUGAGAAUGAAUUGCCUCCUGGUACCUCAACAAAAAUUGGUGCUUUCCAGAUUGGCCCUUUCCAAGCACAUACUGAAAAGUCUAAAGUCAAAGUAAGAAUUCGGUUAAAUCUCCAUGGACUUGUUUCAGUGGAAUCAGCUGCUCUGAUUGAUGAUGAUCAAAGCGAUGCACAUUCUGCUGACUCUAUGGAGGUGGAUUCCAAUGGUGAAAUGGGGCAACAGGUUGAUAAGUCAAGAAGCGAAAGGUUAAUCCAAUUGCCUAUUGUUCAGUCCAUUUAUGGUGCAAUGAGUAAUCAGGAAUUGCUGGAAGCUCAAGAGCAAGAAUCACAACUUGCUUAUCAGGAUAAACUCAUGGAGCGGACAAAAGAAAGGAAGAACGCAUUGGAAUCUUAUGUGUAUGAUACUCGCAAUAAGCUUUCCGAGAGGUAUCGGAGCUUUGCAACUGAUUCUGAAAGAGAAGAAAUCUCACUCAGUCUACAACAGACUGAAGAUUGGCUUUAUGAAGAAGGUGAUGAUGAGACUGAAGCAGUUUACAAUAGUAAACUUGAGGAGCUGAAAAGGCUUGUAGAUCCCAUUGAAAAUCGUUGUAAAGAUGAGGAGGUCAGAGGUCAAGCCACAAGGGAUCUUUUGAAGUUCAUUCUUGACCACAAGACGGCUGCCAAAUCAUUACCCACACCUGAGCAAGAGGCUGUUGAUAGUGAGUGCACUAAAGCCGAACAAUGGUUAAGGGAGAGGUCACAACUCCAGGAGUCCCUGCCUAAGAAUGUUGAUCCUGCCCUUUGGUCCCAUGAAAUCAAGAAAAAAGAACACGAGUUGGAUAUGUUCUAUAGAAACAUAGUAAGGUACAAGGGUUCUCCAGCAAGAGCGGAUUCUAGCGGUGGUUCAGAUCACAUGCAUACAACAGAUAGAGACUAGACAUUCCUCGGAUUUCUUAGCUGAACAGCGAUGUCAAGCCUGACAUUUUGUAGCAAUAUACAGAUAAACGAGUUUCUACUAACAGUCUUAUACGAUCCGGCUCUGUACCACACUCAGCCCACCAUUGGGUGCCUGCAUCUCGAUAAUCCAAGCUCGAGGUGUGGUUUUCACUUGAAAACCUACUAAUCAUGAUUGUGUAUUCUUUUCCUGUAAUCGACUCAAGGGCUCAAGGCUGUUUGCGUUUUUCCUUGCGAACAAGGAAUGGAAGAAGGUUGUACGCCAUUGAUUACUUACUUCCAAUGACCACAGGAGUUGUAGCUUUGGGUUUCACUUUCAUUUUGUGCUGAUUCCAUAAAGCUGUCCUGGAAAGUCUAUAUGAUGAGUUUGUAUGGUGUACAUUGAUUGAUCAAAGAUGUUCAAGUUUUUCUUUCCAUAAAA
Oryza sativa Japonica Group (Japanese rice) is the source of this 2847-nucleotide messenger RNA. RefSeq names its product heat shock 70 kDa protein 16. Gene Ontology annotation, biological process: protein folding. Gene Ontology annotation, molecular function: ATP-dependent protein folding chaperone; ATP binding. The record is from RefSeq and is a predicted model, not a curated record. NCBI's taxonomy places the organism in Eukaryota, Viridiplantae, Streptophyta, Magnoliopsida, Poales, Poaceae. Gene Ontology annotation, cellular component: cytosol; nucleus.